Lachancea nothofagi CBS 11611 is the source of this 399-nucleotide messenger RNA. The record is from the annotation of a GenBank genome assembly. NCBI's taxonomy places the organism in Eukaryota, Fungi, Ascomycota, Saccharomycetes, Saccharomycetales, Saccharomycetaceae.
AUGUUAAGGCUAACAUCGCUUAGGUCGUAUUCGGCGCUUUCAAAGCGUACCAAUAAGGUGAAAGUCCAACUACUCAAAGAUUUUCCGCAAUUCCAACUGUAUAAGGGCCAAGUCGCCUCGGUUAGUCCAUCUUUGAUGAGAAAUUACCUGCACUGGGGAAACGGGGCCCGUUACAUUAAGGAAGAAACCGAUAUAGAUGCGCUGCUACAAGCAAAAUCGGUUGAGGCAGCUACGCUGAGAACGAAAAUUGCUGUCAAGUCAGUGAAGAAAGAUGAUGUUGCGAAAGAGAAGCCGCUCAGAGAACAAAGCAUUCAAGAUGAUGCAAAGGAGGUCGAGGAAAAAAUAUUCAGCAGCGGAGUCACGCUAAAGGAUGUUAAAAUACCAGGACUAGAAAUUUAG